AUGCCGCGCGCGACGAACGAGAAGACCCCACUGCUGAAGGAGCCGCCCGAGGUCUCCCUGGAGGACCCGCAGCCCAGCCAGGGCGCCACGAUAUGGGAGCUGCGUGUGCUGCUGAUCCCGUACUUCUGGCCCAAGACAUGGGGACUGCGCCUCCGAGUGUUCGUCUCGUUCUCCUUCAUGUUCCUGUCGCGAGGCUCGCGUAUCCUGGCCCCGCUGUUCCUGAAGGAGGCGACGAACACGAUCUCGGGGAGCAACUUCACACGGAUCCCGGUGUUCGCUAUUGUCAUGUACUGCAUGACGCUGUUUGGAUUCGCUGCGGCGAAGCAGCUGCAGACGUAUCUGUACAUGGUGGUGAAGCAGCACGCGUACCAGGAUGUCGCUGCUAAUCUGUUCGCGCACCUACAUAGUCUCUCGAUGAACUACCAUUUGACCAAGAAGACGGGCAAGGUGCUGCGGUGUCUGGAUCGAGGCUCUACGAGCACGGACAACAUCGUCAACGUCAUUUUCUUCCGCUUACUGCCCACAUUUGUCGAGCUCGUGGUCGUCUCCAUCGUGUUCAUUUUCUCGUUCAAGGAGAAGAUCCUGUCGGUGGUGACGAUUAUUGGCGUCGUUCUGUACGUGGUCAUUACCGCGAUGGGCACGCGAAUCCGCUUGCGCUUCAAGAAGCAAACCAACGAGCACGAUAACCAGGCCAGUGAGAAGGCUGUCGACUCACUUGUAAACUUUGAGACGGUCAAGUACUUUUGCACGGAGGAUUACGAGCUCGCGCGGUACAUGUCGAGCAUCUACCUCUAUCAGAAGUCGCAGCUGUCCACUCGAGGCCUCAUGAACGCCAUCGUGGUGGCGCAGCAGCUCAUCCAGCAGACGUGCCUUGGCGCAUGCCUUCUGAUCUCGGCUCGCAACAUUUACUACGGGGUCAUGACGGUCGGUGACUUUGUGGCCGUGACGGUGUACAUCACCAACAUUUUCAAGCCUCUGGACUCGCUGGGCAACAUCUACAACACCAUCGUGCAGUCUUUCGUGGACAUGGAGAAUCUGGCGGAACUUCUGCGGAUUCAACCCGAGGUGCAGGACAAGCCUGGCGCUCCAGCAUUAGAGGCCUCUGCGACCGCUAGCACUGUCACGUUCCACAACGUAUGCUUCAGAUAUCCUAGCCAGCCAGCAGCGAACGGCCUCAAGGACGUGAGCUUUACCGUACCUACGGGCAAAACGGUGGCUAUCGUGGGCUCCACCGGUUCCGGUAAGACGACCAUCAGCCGCCUGCUAUUCCGCUUCUACGAUGUGCUGUCAGGCCGAAUCUCCAUCAACGGCCAAGACAUCGCUUCGGUGCGCCAGAAAUCUCUUCGCAAGAGCAUCGGAAUCGUGCCUCAGGACACAGUCAUGUUCAACGACACCAUCCGCUACAACCUCACGUACGGACACCGCCACUGCACGGACGAGGAGCUGAUUGCAGCCGUGAAGGUGGCCAACAUCUACGACUUCAUCAUGUCCCUGCCCAACCAGUUCGAUUCGCAGAUCGGCGAGCGUGGGCUGAAGUUGAGCGGCGGGGAGAAGCAGCGCAUCGCUAUCGCGCGCCUCGUGCUCAAGAACCCGUCCGUGGUGGUGCUGGACGAAGCCACGUCGUCGCUUGACACAGUGACGGAGCAGAGCAUCCACCAGGCCCUGAACGUGGCGUGUGAGGGCCGCACCACGAUCAUCAUCGCACACCGCCUCUCGACAGUUCGCCACGCGGACAACAUCAUCGUCCUCGAAAAGGGCCGCAUCGUGGAGACUGGCAGCCACUCGCAGCUCCUCGAGCAAGGAGGACGCUACCUGCAGCUGUGGACGCAGCAGUCUCGCGAGAUGGAGGACGAUACUCCCACCGAAGAGUGUGUCAUCAUGGCCGCCGCUGGAAUGCGCUUCUGCCGCGAGUGCAACAACAUGUUGUACCCGAGCCAGGACCGCGAGAUUCGCCGCCUGGUGUUCCGCUGCCGCAACUGCGGGCAGUCCGAGGACGUGGAGGAGAACUGUAUUUAUGCCAACGAGCUGGUCAAGGACACGCGUGUGCAGCUGGACGUGCUGCCGGGCGACGUGAUCGACGACCCGACGCUGCAGCGCGACUACGACGUGGUGUGCCCCAAUUGUAACCACAACGGCGCCGUGUUCAUCCGCUCGCAGGACGGCGUGAAGCAGUCGACGCUGGCGCUGAUAUGGGUCUGUCUGAACCGCGACUGUCAGGUGGACGAGGAGGGCAACCGCCUGCCUUCCUACCGCUGGAUGGGCUCCUGA
This is a messenger RNA of Phytophthora sojae, 2268 nucleotides long. Its product is annotated as bacterial MDR-like protein. Gene Ontology annotation, biological process: transmembrane transport; DNA-templated transcription. Gene Ontology annotation, molecular function: ATP binding; ABC-type transporter activity; ATP hydrolysis activity. Bases 1 to 2268 code for a protein of 755 amino acids. Lineage: Eukaryota; Oomycota; Peronosporomycetes; Peronosporales; Peronosporaceae. The record is from RefSeq and is a predicted model, not a curated record. The transcript is spliced from 9 exons. Gene Ontology annotation, cellular component: membrane.